This is a messenger RNA of Caenorhabditis remanei, 1659 nucleotides long. RefSeq lists its product as uncharacterized. The record is from RefSeq and is a predicted model, not a curated record. Gene Ontology annotation, cellular component: membrane. Gene Ontology annotation, biological process: sodium ion transmembrane transport. NCBI's taxonomy places the organism in Eukaryota, Metazoa, Nematoda, Chromadorea, Rhabditida, Rhabditidae. Bases 1 to 1659 code for a protein of 552 amino acids. The transcript is spliced from 7 exons. Gene Ontology annotation, molecular function: ligand-gated sodium channel activity.
AUGGGUGCCAAAAUAAAAGACUCGACGUCUGUCGAGAUGCACGACGUCAACGAGCCGAGACGUGCGGUGAAUCCAGAAGACGAAAAACCAUCGUCGUGGAAGGACGCGUUAUUCGGAAGACGUGCUAGGAAGUACGCCUUCAUAUUCAUCGUCGCUUUCCUGGCUGUUCUCACCGUUAAAGACGUCUUCGACCUGUUCGAGGAAUACUUCGAGUAUCCAAAAGAAUCAGACAUCAACAUUGUGUUCAAUGACUCGAUGACGAUGCCAAAUGUGACGUUCUGCAUGUCUCGAGCGCAAGCUUGGUCUCAUUUUAAGCUGAACUUGAGUGCACCAGCAGAUGAGUGGGAUGCGGUGGUUGAUGAGAGUCUAGCCAACAUGACUGAUCACGACUCUUUUAUGAAACAACCUUGGGACUACCGACUUGUAAUGGAAGCGUAUGAUAUGAUCGCCACCUACAGUAGUUUGGAAAGAGAAACCACUGCUCAUGGAUCGGCUAGAUCUAUUCAUGUGUUUAAGAACUCCCCAAGGCUCGCUGCGAAGAGAAAGACAUUCAAGAAAUGGAGGGAUAUCCUCGAUUCUCGACGAAUCACUUUCGAUGAGUUCACACAGAAGACAGGAAUCGAGGUGUUACGUCGGUCGAUGCAGAGAUUCAGAAGGCGUACAUUCGACGAUGAUGACACUGUCAUCAAGACAAAACUUCGUAUCUCUUGGAUUUCUCAGAUGCAGAUCUGCUAUCAGCCGGAAUUCGACAAGGACAACUACAAGACUAUUGACGAUCAGGGAGUCUUCUUCGAUAUGCUCCUCUCACAUAACGCUGAGAACACUGAGGAUCAAAAGAUUGAUUGUAUGUCGCUCUGCUUGGGACAACGUCACGAAGUCACCGCGCACGUCACCGCUCUCUAUCAGAUGUUGGAGAACGAUGAGCAGGGAACGAGAUGUCGUGACGUGGAGGACGGUGAGGACAGUGAAUUCAACUGUCGCUCUCGAUGCAGAAUGGAGAUGAUUCGUGACACUUGCCACUGCACUCCACUCUCAUUGAGUUAUCUGGCAAAGAAGGAGGAUAUGGAGAUCUUCCCAUUGUGUGACUACACUCAAUGCACUGUUGACGUUCAAAAGGGUAACUACUCCGACACCGAAUGCGCCAACAAAUGCUUCCCCGACUGUCGUCAAAUCCGCUUCGAAGUUGACCAUUCCGUCAAAGGACGAAUGCUUCGUCCAGAUCUGACUCUUGUCGAGCUCUCCUGGGGACCAUUCGAAUACCUUACUAUGGAGCAACAAUGGAAGUACACACCAACCACUUUCAUCGCCGCUCUCGGAGGAUCCAUCGGAAUGUGGCUGGGACUCUCGAUCUUGUCUCUUAUUCAGCUUGUCACCUAUUCCUACACAUAUUUCACCAAGAAGAUUGUGAACGAGAAGAUUCUCAAGAAGGGAAAUACUUUCGAUAGAAAGGACGAAGACGACGACGGUGACUUCUCAAUUGACAACGGAACGGAGCGAAAGAAGAUGUCGCUGGCUGAGAAUCCGUUCGCCGAGUUCUUCCCGGGAGGAUCUCCCGAACAACCGAAGAGGGGAUCGAAACCAAAUUCACGUCAAGCAUCACUUGAUAAGGACAACGGCCAAGGAUAUAGUGCAAAUCCAAAAGGUGCCCGAGCUCAAUGA